ACGAUACUAUGGAAAAAUGUAUAAAGAUUUGGUUAUGUAAAUACGGCUGUCAAACGUGAACGGAGUGUGACGAUAGAAACGUCACUUGUCCUGGCCGCCUAGAACUAUUUUAGUGACCGUCCAAUCCACCAAAUUAUAUAAACGCAAUGGCGACUAUGUUGCGGGGUGUUGCUUUGGCGGAAAAUAUAUUGGCGAAAAACGGUCCAAAAAUAUUGGGAUCAGCCACCACCACCCGAUGGCAACCACAGCAACAACAGUCCAGGAAUCUUAACGUGCAGGAGCACGUAAGCUAUACCCUUUUGAAAAAUGCGGGAAUCAACGUGCCCAACUUCGGCGUGGCCAAAACCAAGCAGGAGGCCAAGGAUAUUGCUGCCAAGCUGAAUACCAAGGACAUCGUGCUGAAGGCUCAAGUUUUGGCUGGUGGCAGAGGCAAGGGCACAUUCAAAAAUGGCCUUAAAAGUGGUGUCAGGAUGGUUUACUCUCCUGAAGAAGCCGAGGAAAUCGCCGGCAAAAUGCUCAACCAGUACUUGGUCACAAAACAAACGGGCGAAAAGGGCCGCAUCUGUAACUCCGUCAUGGUAGCCGAAAGGAAGUUCCCCAGGAAGGAGUUCUACUUCGCGGUCAUGAUGGAACGUGCCUUCGGCGGUCCCGUAAUCAUCGCCUCGUCUCAGGGCGGCGUCAACAUCGAAGAGGUGGCCGCCGAAAAUCCGGACGCCAUCAUUUACGAGCCCGUCGAUGUCACCAAGGGACUGAGCAAGGAAACUGCCGAGAAAGUCGCCGAGAGGGUUGGGUUGGGCAAAUUCAAGGAACAAACCGGUGACAUGUUGUUGAAGAUGUACGAUCUCUUCUUGAAGAAGGACGCCCUCCUUAUCGAAAUUAAUCCUUACGCCGAAGAUGCCGGAGAGAAAUAUUUCUCCCUCGACGCCAAAUUCAGGUUCGACGACAACGCCGAAUUCCGUCAGAAGGAGCUGUUCGCCCUCCGCGACUGGUCCCAGGAGGACGAGAAGGAGGUGCAAGCCGCCAAAUUCGACUUGAACUACAUCGCUCUGGACGGCAACAUCGGGUGCAUGGUGAACGGUGCCGGUCUGGCCAUGGCCACUUGCGACAUCAUCUCCCUUCACGGAGGCUCGCCAGCUAACUUCUUGGAUGUGGGUGGCGGUGCCACCGCCCACGCCGUCAAGGAGGCCUUCAAAAUCAUCACCUCCGAUCCCAAAGUCCAUGCCAUUUUGGUUAACAUCUUUGGUGGUAUUAUGAGGUGUGACGUAAUCGCCGAAGGUAUUAUUGCCGCCGCUAAGGAGCUGCAGAUGAAGAUGCCCAUCGUGUGCCGUUUGCAAGGCACCAACGUUGAUGAUGCUAAAGUAUUAAUCGCUUCCUCCGGAAUGAAGAUCUUACCAGUAGAUAAUCUUGAUGAAGCUGCUAGAUUAGUAGUUAAAUUAUCCAAUAUUGUAAGUCUGGCCAGAAGCGCCAAGCUAGACAUCAACUUUGAAAUUCCACUCUAAAUUAAUUUAUUUUAUUUAUGUACUAUUUUAUUUUCAUGUAUAUUAUACAUUUUUGAUAAGUAAGUCUAUUGUAAAUUCAACUAUCUAUGCAUCAAAUUGUUCCUUGCACAUAUUGUAUAUUAUUUAUUCUGUUAUUGAGUAAAUAAAUUACUCUAAAUAUUAGAA
This is a messenger RNA of Aethina tumida (small hive beetle), 1664 nucleotides long. It is a transcript of the gene ScsbetaA, whose product is annotated as succinate--CoA ligase [ADP-forming] subunit beta, mitochondrial. The transcript is spliced from 4 exons. Gene Ontology annotation, cellular component: succinate-CoA ligase complex; mitochondrion. Gene Ontology annotation, molecular function: ATP binding; succinate-CoA ligase (ADP-forming) activity; metal ion binding. NCBI's taxonomy places the organism in Eukaryota, Metazoa, Arthropoda, Insecta, Coleoptera, Nitidulidae. Gene Ontology annotation, biological process: succinyl-CoA metabolic process; tricarboxylic acid cycle. The record is from RefSeq and is a predicted model, not a curated record. Bases 147 to 1499 code for a protein of 450 amino acids.